AGACUUUUGGUGCGUUAUGAAGACGUCAGAUCUGCGCUACAGCUGCGAUGGCUGCGAGAUUUCUUUGUCGUAAUUUCUAUUCGAGGAGUUUCUUAGGAAUACGGGGCCUGCCAAACUACUGUCUGUCCUGUUGUGUGAACACAUUACUACAGACUCUCUCUGCCACUUGGGAACUAGUGGAGCUGCUUGACAGGUGGGAUACAGCUCAUUUGAAAGGAAAUGAUGGCUGUAAUGUACCUCUUGAACUGAAAAAGUUUCUUGUUGCUAUGCAAAGUGCGGAGCAUGUUUCACAUCGAGAUUUCCUGCACUGUCUGGACCAAAACGGAGUUCAACUUCAUAUACAACAUGAUGCAGAUGAGGUUUUCCUGUUCAUCCUCAACUUAAUUCAAAAACAAACAGAUGACAAAAUCCUGGCUGAACAGAUCCAGACUUUAUAUAAAAUAUCAGUGGAGACCCAUGUCCAGUGUCUGCAGUGUGACUCAAUCCAAACCAAAGAAAACUACCUGCUCACCCUGCCCCUGCAUGUGAAAGAGGACCACACAUCACUGGAGCAGUGUUUAACAUCAUUCUUUGAGGAACAUGAACUCAGAGGCAUAAACUGCUGCUUCUGUGUUCAAUGCGCAGUCAAGACCCCUUCCAAGCAAGGUGUUCAACUGCUUUCCCUGCCACCAAUACUGUGCAUACAGCUCAAGCGUUACCGUAAUAAUGGCAGAUUUACACAGAAACUUGGUUAUGAGGUGACUUUUCCUGAAACGUUUGACUUAUCUACUACAGUACCCCAUGCUUUCUCCAAAGACUUCAAUCAGCAGCCCUGCAAGUACACUCUAUAUGCAGUAGUGGUGCAUUCAGGGUCUGCAGGUUUUGGUCACUACACGGCUUAUGUUCGUCAUAGAGACACCCAGAGCUGGUACUUCGCUGAUGACAGCCACACUCACCAGGUUUCGUGGAACAAGGUACAGACAUCCUAUGGAGGAGAGCACAGACACACAGCGUACAUGUUGAUGUACAGAAGAACACAAGAAGACAAUAAACACAAGACUGAGAUAAAAUGCAACGAAGGAACACCCAAAUAGGAAAACACAAAUACUUAUGUAUUGUCUUUAUUGUAGUUUAAUGAGAUUUUGAUAACACUAAAUACAUUUGCAAUGGGGAACCAGUAGGUGGUGGUGAAGACUUAAAACAUAGGAUAACUCUUGGCUCUCAGACCACACGCACUGAGAAUGAUUAUGGUUGGUUUAACAGACUGCUUAGUAGUUAAAUAUUCACUGUUUUGGGGGAAAUACCUGCAAUAAGACCCAGUGUCUCUUAUGGUAAAAAAAUAUAUAAAUAAAUAAAGGAAUCACUUAUUUUAGCUAUAGAAAUGUCUCAUCUAGCUCUUCUAUUUUUACUUAAACUAGUAUCCAGUUUUAAUUAAUUUUUUUCACAAAUACUUUCUGUGAGGUGCCUCAUGUAUAAUAUUAUUAGUAAUAAAUGUGUGCAUGGUC
Periophthalmus magnuspinnatus is the source of this 1484-nucleotide messenger RNA. RefSeq names its product ubiquitin specific peptidase 18 (gene usp18). Gene Ontology annotation, biological process: protein deubiquitination. Gene Ontology annotation, molecular function: cysteine-type endopeptidase activity; cysteine-type deubiquitinase activity. The transcript has 10 exons. The coding region runs from base 48 to 1073 and encodes 341 amino acids. The record is from RefSeq and is a predicted model, not a curated record. Lineage: Eukaryota; Metazoa; Chordata; Actinopteri; Gobiiformes; Gobiidae. Gene Ontology annotation, cellular component: nucleus; cytosol.